Molecule: messenger RNA, 4061 nt
Organism: Octodon degus (degu)
Lineage: Eukaryota; Metazoa; Chordata; Mammalia; Rodentia; Octodontidae
Gene: Mdfic
Product: MyoD family inhibitor domain containing
Exons: 3
Coding region: 28-645 (205 amino acids)
Source: RefSeq, a predicted model, not a curated record
UGUGAUAAAGACCAUGCUGCGAAAGAUAUGACUCAAGCGACCAAUAGCCACUUCAGCCCCGGAGAGAUGCAGGACCAGACCUCGUGGGAAAAUCCGUCAGCUGGCGAACUCAUCAGAACCCAGCCUCAGCGCCUGCCGCUGCUGCAGACCUCGGCGCUGGAUCCAGGGGAAGAGGAAGCGGACGAGAUACAGAAGGAAGGCCGAGCCACGCGGAGCACCGCCAAUGGAAUCCACCCCGGGGCCCGACGCGCCUCUGCAGACAAUCACAAACUUUCAGCUCCUGUUUCUCAAAAAAUGCACAGAAAAAUCCAGUCCAGUUUAUCUGUAAAUAAUGAUAUCAGUAAGAAGAGCAAAGUAAAUGCUGUCUUUUCUCAGAAGUCCAGCUCUUCACCUGAAGACUGCUGCGUCCACUGCAUCCUGGCGUGCUUGUUCUGUGAAUUCCUGACCCUCUGCAACAUUGUCCUAGGACAAGCUUCCUGCGGCGUCUGCACGUCAGAGGCCUGCUGCUGCUGCUGUGGGGACGACGUGGGGGAGGGCUGCUCCUGCCCGUGCGACAUGGACUGCGGCAUUAUGGACGCGUGCUGCGAGUCUUCAGACUGCUUGGAGAUCUGCAUGGAGUGCUGUGGGAUCUGCUUUCCUUCAUAGACGUUGGUCUUUCUUGUGCGUUAAAACUGGAGAACAUUUUUGGAAUUUUCUUCAAAGGGAUUGAAAAACACAUAGUAAGAUUCUGUUGGAAGAACUUGGUAUUUGCACUGUCGACUCCUUAUUGUUAAGUAUUCUCUUAAGCCAUUUUUUUUCACCAGUCUACAUGGUUUGUUAUGUGAAAUUUUAACUACUUAAACUGAUUUUUGAAACUUUGUAAUAGAUUAUGAUAACUGAAGUACAACAUACACACUCAUACACUUACACAGAAGAAAACACCAAAAAAUAUUAACUGUAUCCUCUUUUUACUGAUAUUUCUGUUUCUUCUCCUUAGAAGAAACAGAAGUAUUUGAAGUAAUUGCUCCAAAUAUAUUACUUCUCAAGUGGGUAUUAAAACCAAACCACUUAUGUUUUAUAUUUAUCUGCUAGAUGUUGAAAGCAAUAUAUUUAAUUUAAACUUCAGGAAACAACCUUCCUCCCCACCUGGACACCGAGGUGCAUGCGGCACUCUCUUGCUGCCUGACCCCUUGUUUACUAGAUGCCGAAUGCCAGUUUCGGUGUCUUCUAGUCCAGGCCUCAAGGGAUGAAUAUCAGCCCACAGUUGUCCACGGCGUCAUGCCUGUGGUAGAGGAAAGAGACUGUUCAGAAGCAGAGUAUCCCAGAACACAUUGAGAAUUAUAGGAAGAAGGAAGACACAAAGGGCCACAGGAAUAAACAGACAGGAACCACCUCAGUAUUGAGGAAGGCUUCAGGAAACACGAGGGAGCUAAGUAGACCCUCUUAGAACGAGGGCUCCGUCUACCACUUAAAUGAAUUGCUUAGAUCUAGGAGCCAAGUUCUAGAUGGAUGGCCUGAACUGUGCGCGCCCCUACUCAGUGUGUAGAAAAAUUCCUACAGCUUCCCCCUGUUUUAGGUGGAGGGAUACGAAUUUUUUUUAAAUGAUAUUUAAAUAAGCCAAAGCAUACCCUUCUAUGUGUAUGAUUAAAAUGUUACAGUAGAUCCACUAACUACCCUGUGAAAUAGGCUAGAGUUUAUAGAAAUACAGAUUAUUUUUAACAAAUUUCAUUUAUUAGGAGAUAUAUUAAUAUUACAUCUCGCUAUCCUGAUUUUGAUUUUUUUCAAAGGAUUUCUUUUGAGAGCUUCAAGUCUGCUGGAAUCAUGCUGUCUGCUUGUUUUGGUUUGUUUCUUAACUAUGGUUAUACUUCAUAAAUACAGUUAAUCUUGGAUAUAAACUAUUCCUUUUUGGGGGGGUCAGGCUCAGCCCACCCUAGGUGUGGGGCUGGCAUGGCAUGUGGCGCCGGGGAUCGAUCCAUGGUCCCUGCGCUGGCCUAAGCGAGCACUUUAGACCGCUGAGCUAUCUCACGGGUCCCAAGAUGUAAACCAUUCUUUCCAGUACGGGGGCAACCCUGACAUUUACCAGUGUGAUCAAAUUAAGUAUUGCAAUUGUAAGAUACAUUAAGCCCGUCUGGAAGGUAAUGCAGGAGGGUGGCCAUUGCAAAAUUAAUCAGAUAGCCACAGAGUCCUAAGUGUGGGAAGCUUAGAAGAAAAGGAGAUGUAUUUCUGUUGUAUGUGUCCUCCUGCGAAUUUGGUCUCUCCAGAAUUAUAGCUUGGUUUUGUUCACGGUAAUUCCUUAGACAAAUUUUGAAACUAGGAUUAAUAGUUAUUGUUAGUAUUUCUGGCUGAUUACCCAAAUGAUAAUAAAGUCCUAUUUUUAGGAAACCUAAAUUUAUAAACGAUUUUUAAAACCUGAAUUGUGUGAAGCCUGUGGUUUUUCUUUUGAGAUGGGUCCUAGUUUUCAGUUACGUUAUUAUGUAAGGCCUUAAGAAGAGAAAAAAAAAUGUUAACUAACUCAUAGUUCUUUUUCGGUGGUAUUCACGUAGACAUACAUACAUAACCUUUAAAUUACUGGAUUUAAAUACAGUUCCGUACACAGCUAUUUUUCUUUUCUUCUAAAGCGUGUCUUUGAUUUGUUACAUAAAAUGAUGAGGAUAUAAUUAGCUACAUAUACCCAAAAUUAAAUUAUAUUCAUGUAUUAGUAUAGAAGAAUAGUCUCUACUCAUAGGCUCAUAGAACUUGCUCGUGACCUGGAGUUGUUAGAAAUUUGACUUGUUAAUCUGCAGAAAUUUUCAGCUAAGUGGUUUGUCCGAUACUUAAAUAUAUCCUUUUACUAUUUGCAGUGAAAUUACUAACACAUUUCAAAUAAUGCUUCUCUGUAACAGACAACAUUAAUGAAUACCAGAAUUUAUUUUCAUAAUUAUACAUCUAAUACUUUUCUUGAUUUGAUUACUUCAAGCAGUUGUGCCAUAAAGAAUCUUGUGUAAUUAAAAAGUUUUAAAAAGCAUAAAAGUAGACAAAUGUGAAAAUAGUUUCAAUAUAUUGUAGAAUUUCUGUAUGUUAAACGUCUUACUGAAUUAUGUGACCGUCAUAGCUAAGUGCUAUAAUUUUGCAGUUAUGUACUGCAUUUCCUUUUAAAAGUGGAAACUUGAUGUUAAAUAUUUUUAAACUGGACCUGUAUUAUCGUGAAUAUAUUUUAAAACUUUAAAAAUGACUUCUUUGUUGUGCUUUGUCAUGUUUUUAUAUCUAAUUGAUACAGUAAUAGACUUAUGUUUGGCUUCACUUAACUGUUAUUUGCAAUCUCAGAUUUUUCUUUACUUCUUAUUCCUGUUAUAUCCCUUUCUGGAGACUACCUUCUAUAUGUAAUGUUCAUAACUGAUCUGUAGAGAAAUAGAAUGUGUUACAAGUGAAAGCAGAGUUGAUACAUGAUAUCAAAGCGCAACACUCUUUCAAAAACUCACAUCUGUCAGACUUUAAAUUUCAUACCUUUUUCGUAUAUUUUGUUUGCUUCCUCUAAGAAAGUUUUCUGCUUAAAUAGAUGACAGUUGAUUUAAAGGAGAAGGGUUGGGCUAAGAGAGAAGGCCGACAGCUACUCGGGAGAAAUAUUCAAAGGAGAAUUCUGUCAGAAAUUUAAUUUAUAAUUCUGAUUUCAUGUACUUAUUUGGAGAUUAUAUCUUAACUUAUAAAAUUAAGCAAAUUUUCUAUAUGCUGAGCUUAAACAGCAAAAAAUGCUCGGAUGUAUGAAAUUAGAUAUUCAAUCUAUCGAAUAUUACUCUCUCUCAAAAGUAAAUCACCAGAUGUGAUUCCAUCUAGGGAUUUUUACUGGUACAUUUUUUUAAAAAUGUUUUUCAGCUAUGUACACAAGAAAGUAGAACUCUUUCAGAAAAGGGGAAGUUGCCAUUUUAUUUUGUGUCCUUCCAACAUGAUCAUCUGUAUACAUUUUCUUCACCUGAACACAGUGUCAUUUGUGCAGUUUAAGGAGUAACCGAGGCAACCUGGUGUACAGCCUUUGCAUUGUUCACUUUUAUAAACUCUCCCGACACCCUAGACUCUCCUGGUAUUGAUGUCAGACGUCACUGAUGAGG